AUAAUGAACAUUGAUCGGUUGUUUUAUUUGUUACCAGUUAGAAUACAAAAUUUGAGUAGAAUCUUAAAUUUUAUUUUUCGAGUGCAAAGCAAUCAUAUUUCUGUGAAUCUAUUUGUAUUGAACUUUAUAUAUACAAUUUGUUAUUCUUAUUUUAUAGUGUGUUCUCCUAUUUCAGAUUGUCCAUUGUAUCGAUAAAAUGAGAACCAAUAUAGUAAUACCUUCAAUAAAACUGAUUAAAUACUGGAAAAUUACAUUAAUUAUUAUCGGAUUGCUUUUUAAUAUAUAUUUGUAUAUUCAUAUUUUAAAUAAACACGAUAGCAUAAUUUAUACAAACAAAUCAUCCACAUUAUGUAUAAACGAUAUUUUUACACAAAUUGUUAAAUCACAAAAUUCAUGGUUAGCAUUUAUUAAUGCUUUAAAUAAUUUACAUGUUAAUAAUUCUAAUCAAUUAGGAACAACUCAAAUAUCUACAGAAUUAUUCCAGUUUACAUAUUUUUCUUUGCCUAUAUUCAAUGAAACAAUAGAACUUCUAAACUUUAAAAAUCAAUUGAAAAUACUAUCUGAAUCUAUGAAUACAACAUAUCAGUUCAAUGAAAUUUAUACUGAAACAAUCAAUAACAAAAGUGUGUCAUAUGUUAAAGAUGAUAAAUCUGUAGGUGGAAGACAUUGUCCAAAAUAUUUCAAUAUGACUGAAUAUUUGAAUGCCAUGUUAAAUGGAUUUCCACCAAACGAAGUCCCCAUAAAUAAUGAACAUCUAUUUGUUUUGGAAACCCCAAGAAGUGCUUGUGAUCCUUGUCAUGAAAAACAGAAACUAAAUUUGGUGGUUUUAAUCAAAUCUUGCACUUAUUGCUAUGAACAACGGUCAUACGCGCGUAAAACAUACAUGAACAUAAGUCUGUGGAAUAACUUAACAGUCAGAUUUGUAUUUGUUGUUGGAUUACCAAUACCAAAUGAGACAAAUAUUUAUCAUUUUGAUGGUGUAAAUAUUCAGUUGAAUGGGAAAUCAUGGUCGGAAUCGAGAAAACGUGAAUUUUCUCGAUGGUCGGUAAUAAAAGAGUUGAGAAAUGAAAGCAGAUUUUAUGGUGACAUGUUGGUUGGUGGUUUCUUUGAUACUUACUUCAAUUUAACUACGAAAAUGAUGUUAUCUUUUCGUUGGGCGUGUACCUUCUGUAAGAAUAUAACGCCAUUAUUUUUAUUUAUUGACGAUGAUUAUGUACUUCAUCCGAACAAUACAAUGAAACUCGUAAAGUCAAUUAAAAUAUCAGAUAUGAAGUCAUAUGUCGGUGGUCCAAUUCAUGCAACAUCAGUUGUAUCGCGACCACAAAAUAAAAGUUACAACUCAAAGUGGGAUGUUUCACCUCAUGAAUAUCCAUGGAGUUAUUAUCCUCCAUACUUUUAUGGUAUUGGCUAUAUGAUUGGAGCUGACGUUGUAUGUGAUGCUUCUGUUACAAUGUCAUUUACACAACAUCUUCGUAUUGAUGAUGCAUACCUUGGGAUUGUUUUGGCGAGAUUGAGCAAGAAGCUCAAUCAACUUAAAGGGUUCAGAGUAUACACUGAUACAAAUUUCGAAGCAUCAGGAGCAGUUAUUAUACAAAAAUCAAGCGCUGGUUUACUGUUUGCUUAAACCACAAUAAUAAAUUAGUCUUUAUUUCUGUAAAUAUUCAGUUAUAAAUAAUCUUAUAUUAGUCAUCUGAAUAAAUGUAUAUUAUAGACAUGCAAAUGCUGUCUGGCUAACAAGAACUAAUUUUAAUAGUCAGUUCAUAAUUUUAUCGACUAUUGAGAAGAUCAUAAAAGCGUGUCAUACAAACCAAUUUAUACAUUUUAUGACCAUGAACUAUUUUUGUAUUCAAUAUUUCCUAUGUCACUGAGUUACUUUAUUAAACAAAGAAAUAAGAAUUAUGGAUCAAUUAUCCUGAUUUCUGGUUCAAGUUCAUGUUAAAAUUUGUGUCAAGAAUUCAAAUUUCUCCAUUAAUCAUCAAAUGUUCACAAUCUAUGCAUAAUAAUCAACAAACUGUCAUCAUCACAUGGUGCUUAUCAUAAGUGAAACAAAUGAUGAGCUAAGAUGAUAGCUUAAUUAAACUCUUAUUAAUUUGCAAUUAGUUCUUCAAAUUAGAAGUCAUAUUAUGUCAGAUCUAAAUCUUACUGGUAUACUAUAGCAGAAGUCACUUAAUCAGCAACAAAUGAUAGAAUAUUAAAGUAACAAAUUCCGCAUACCAUAUCAGAUAGUUCUGACAGUAAAUCUACACAAAAUGAUAAAUUAAAUGUAAAAAAACCAACGAUUGUUAUCAUGGAGAUGGAUCAAAAGUUAAUCAAAAGUAAUAAUGAUUUAAACUGAUUCGUAUAUAGAUUCUUACAUUAAUUAUCUGAAUAAACAAAAACCUAAACGUAAUACAUGCAAUUUUUAUUCAUUUCUAUAUUUUGAAUGUUUAUUUUUUUAUCAUCAUUGUAGUAAUUUGUAUUUGGAUUAAUUUUUCACAGGUUUGUCGAAUCUUUGUACCGAUUUGUUUUUAAUGAAGCCUAUUUUGAGCAAGGAUGCUGGUAGAAUGAGACAUUGAAUUAUUUUUGUGCUAUGAAUAACUUACCCGAGACUUUUUUCACCUAAUAAAUCUUCAGAUAUUCAUUUAUUUACUGGUGACUAUUAUUUUCAUUUGUAAAAUUUGUAUCUUAUUUUUAGCAUCAGAUCUCUUCAAGCAAUCCAUCGUCCAUUUUUAGUUACUGUUUGAGUAUUUCUCGGUGCCUCAUUUUGUUCCCUAAAGUUUAUGACCAUUUUCAGAGACCCUGUAUAUAUUUAUACAAGUUCACUAUUUGCUGAUAUCAGUCUUCUUUAGUCUCUAUUAAAUAAAUCUUCAUCCC
Schistosoma guineensis is the source of this 2853-nucleotide messenger RNA. The record is from the annotation of a GenBank genome assembly. Lineage: Eukaryota; Metazoa; Platyhelminthes; Trematoda; Strigeidida; Schistosomatidae.